Molecule: messenger RNA, 1159 nt
Organism: Rhodofomes roseus
Lineage: Eukaryota; Fungi; Basidiomycota; Agaricomycetes; Polyporales; Fomitopsidaceae
Exons: 3
Coding region: 181-1008 (275 amino acids)
Source: RefSeq, a predicted model, not a curated record
AGGCACAAUCAGUAUAUCACUCCAUGUCAUGCAGUCCAUCGCGAAGUGCCAUUGCCAUGGCAAUAGGCCCGAGAGGGAGGGUUCACGACUGCUGACCGAACUGCCAAGGCCAACACCUUCGCCGUGCAUUUGUCGCAUCGAACAUCACCUCAUCGCCUGACCUUCAUUGAUUCUGGCGAAAUGACGCUUCCAGACACCGACAGAAUCAUUCUCUACGAUAUCCCCAGCAGCGUGCCAGGCGCAGCCUGGUCGGCCGGCCCUUGGAAAACGCGAUUCGCCCUCAACUACAAGGACAUCCCAUACCGUACGCAGUGGGUUGAGUAUCCGGACAUCGCACCCCUCCUCAGCGCUCUCGGAGUCAAGCCCAACCCAUCAUCCUCUUCGGGCCCGAUUCCAGUCCCAGCCUACACGCUCCCUGCGAUCUACGAUCCGCGCACGCAAAGAACGAUCAUGGACUCCUACCAAAUUGCCAUCUACCUCGACGAGACGUAUCCCGAAACGCCCGCGAUCCUCCCGCCCGAGACACGCGUCUUCCAGACCGCUUUCCAGCACGCACUCGGCAACGUGUUGCAUUACAAGGUCGUCCCUGUGUUCCUCCACCAGGUAUCGAAGGCACUGAACCCGCGGAGCCGGGAGUACUUCAUUGAGACGCGCGAGGGGUUUAUGGGACGCACGCUUGAGGAUCUCAGCCCGCCGCCCGGUUCGGCGGAGCACGCGGAACGGUGGGCGGAUAUCGAGAAGGCGUUCGGUGUUGUUACUUCGUGGAUCGAGUCGGCUGGCGAUGGAAGGCUGCUGCUGGGCGGCGGGGGUCCGGAUGGAGAGAACGGGAAGGUAACCCAUGCAGACACGGACCUCGCUGGCCUCUUGGUCAUGACGCGCCUGGUAUUCGGAGCGGACAGCCAGGAAUGGAAGCUCAUCGAGGGGUUCAAUGGUGGUCGUUGGAAGCGCUACGAUGCCUAUUUCAAGUUUGAGAGAGUCUUUGAAGGGCAGACGGCAGCGACUACUUGAUAAGGAGAACCUCUCUUGACGACAGUGCGGCCCAAGUGCGGCCGCACGCCGGAUGUAUGACUACAUAGAGUCCAUCUGUACUAUAUGGUCUUCGAGCAGCAAUCCGCGUAGCAGCAAUCAACUGAUCAGGGCAUUCAAGUUUUACAUACAC